Penicillium malachiteum is the source of this 1038-nucleotide messenger RNA. Its product is annotated as BTB/POZ domain-containing protein. The record is from RefSeq and is a predicted model, not a curated record. Lineage: Eukaryota; Fungi; Ascomycota; Eurotiomycetes; Eurotiales; Aspergillaceae. Bases 1 to 1038 code for a protein of 345 amino acids. The transcript is spliced from 3 exons. Gene Ontology annotation, molecular function: protein binding.
AUGACUCCUCCAGUGCGAGCGGAACCUGGCUUGGAUGAGGGCUUAGAGGUCUGGGCAUGGAAAAGAGUAGCGAACCAAAUGCAUCGAGCCCGAUGUGAUACAAGAUUCGCAGAUUUAAAGAUCGUAUGCCAAGAGGAGACCUUUCAUAUACAUAAAUGCGUGAUAUGUCCGCAAUCUGACUUCUUUGACCGAGCCUGCAAUGGUAAUUUUGAGGCAAGAGAACUCAAAGAAUCCAUAUCCAUAUAUUGUGAGGCGAUGACCGAUACCAUCAAGUUUGAUGACGAGGACUCUCGAUUUGUUGAAGAAAUGGUCAACUUCUUCUACACCUCCGAUUACAAUUUACCUGCCAAUCGCGAGGAUUGCAUUAAUGUGGACUGUGAUGAUGGAGAUGAAGCCAUCGCUAAGGAUGUGCUACUAUAUCGCAAGGUCAUGAAAACAUCAGCCACCUUUGCUCAACCUCUUUUCCAUGUUUAUAUGUACGCCCUUGCAGACCGCUUAUUGAUUCCCGCUCUCAAGGAGCUGGCCAUCUGGAAAUUGAAAAGUCUGAACAAACCUGGCGACACCUUUUCUCCAUACCUGAUUGAUAUGGUUCGCUCAGUUUACACGUUGACACCGCCGUCGGAUCGUGGAAUGCGCGAGAUUAUAAUUGGCACAGUGAGCGACUGGAUGGAUAGACUGAGGAGUGUAAGACACCCUAUUCUUCAGCCGGAGUUUUUUGACGAGGUCCCUCAAUUUGCCAGAGACUUACUGGUAAUGGUGAUGAAUAAACUGCCGGCAGUUCCAGUCGAGGUUAAUAAUGAUCAUCUUCCUCCAUUUGUUCAUCUGAAUUAUCUCCCUCCGAGUGCUCCUCCGAGUCAUAUUCCUCCUCGUGCUUCUCCAAGACCUUUUCCUCCGCAUCCUACUCCAAUUUAUCCUAGUCGAAGAGGUGGCUUUCGUGGCCGAAACCAUCUGACGCAUAUUAUGUCUCAGAAUUCAUACCGGACUCGAUAUCACCGGGCCAGUCUCCGGAAAGAUUUGCGUGCGUUGUUUCGGAAUUAG